AAUGUUUAUUUGCUAAUACGUAUUGCGCUACACAUUAAAAUUCACUUCAUAUGAAAUAAGAUUCUCCCAUAGUGCAAUGUGAGUCGGCAAUAUGGCGGCGAUUGCCACUGUUUCCAAAACUGUCGUCCAAGUUGGGCGACAUGGAAAGGCAACAGUACCUCGCUUGGUUAGUGCUGUUUAUAUCAGCAAGAGAGAUGAAAGCACCAACCUUGCCGCCUACAAGAGGGGUCGUGGCGGAAGAUCAUCAUUCAGUGGAAUUGUAGCUACUGUGUUCGGUGCAACUGGGUUUGUUGGCCGCUAUGUUGUAAACAGAUUAGGGAAAGUAGGGUCGCAGGUGAUUAUCCCCUACCGCAGCGAACCACUUGACAUUCAGAGACUCAAGUUGUCUGGGGAUUUGGGACAGAUCUUGUUCUUUCCAUACUCCAUUCGGGAUGACGACUCUGUGAGGAAGGUUUUGCAGCACUCCAAUGUUGUCAUCAAUCUGAUUGGACGAGACUGGGAAACAAGAAACUUCAAAUACAAUGACGUACAUGUUGAGACUGCCCGCCUGAUUGCCAGACUGGCCCGUGAGAAUGGUGUGGAGAGGCUCAUUCAUUUCUCGUCCCUCAAUGCGAGUCCUAAUCCACAACAGAUUUACAUCAAAGGAGGAUCACGCUUCCUCAGAACUAAGUAUGCUGGUGAAGAGGCUGUGAGGGAAGAGUUCCCUGAUGCCACCAUCUUCAGACCUGCUGACAUUUUUGGGGCAGAGGACCGAUUCAUUAGAUACUAUGCCAGUGUCUACAGGAGAGCGCGUGGUACCAUGCCAUUGUGGCAGAAAGGAGAUGCCACUAUCAAGCAGCCAGUUUUCGUAUCGGAUGUGGCUGAAGCAGUAAUCCAGGCCAUCAGAAACCCUGAUUCAGUUGGACAAACAUAUGAUGCUGUGGGGCCACAUCGCUACUAUCUGGCUGAUUUAGUGGACUAUUUCUACCGAUGCAUGAGGUUCCAGAACUUCAAGAGGUCAUACCUUACUCCAGUUUUCAGAAUGAAAGCAAUGGCUUUGUCCAUGGCUCCAGCAUCACCCGUCUAUACCAUGGAGAAAAUCGAGAAGGAUCACAUCACCGACAUACUGACUGGAAACCCCACACUUGAAGAUCUCGGCGUCAACUUGCUGAGGCUGGAGGAUCGAGCUCCCUUUGAACUGAAGCCCUUCCGGAUGAAUGCCUACUAUGACGAGGCACUUGGAGAGUUUGCAGACCCAGUUCCACCUCCUGUAGUGUCAUGAAACUCACCAGCUUUAGGAUGUUGAACUGUCUUUGAUGUUAAGUCAGUUAUUUGAAACAGAAGCUUUGCCAAAUCAGGCCAGUUUUGGGAAUCAGUUUCAAAAUUGUCUUCUGCUCAUGGGGUAUUGUCAAAUAUCUCCAUUUACAAUAAACUGAUACUGUGGACAUCACUGAAGAGCGUGUGGUUACUGUAUAUAUGAGUAUUGUAUGUGAAACUGGUGGACUGUUUUCUGGUCUGUGCAGAAAGCUGAACCUGCAGCCUAAUGUAAACUCUCCUUCAUUAGGUUGUUUGGUUGCAAAACUAGGAUAAUUAAAUACAAUUAUUGAAACAAA
This is a messenger RNA of Haliotis rubra (blacklip abalone), 1592 nucleotides long. RefSeq names its product NADH dehydrogenase [ubiquinone] 1 alpha subcomplex subunit 9, mitochondrial-like. Gene Ontology annotation, molecular function: protein-containing complex binding. The record is from RefSeq and is a predicted model, not a curated record. Lineage: Eukaryota; Metazoa; Mollusca; Gastropoda; Lepetellida; Haliotidae. Gene Ontology annotation, cellular component: mitochondrion.